AUGGUCUCCCCCUGUGCCCACCCCAUGCCAGCCUUGCCAGGCCCCCCGGAGAAGAGCCCCGCGCCCCCCUUCGACACCUUUGAGUACUUCCAGGACAAGGAGGACGACCUGGACAAGCCCUACAACGACCGCUCCUACCUCAGCUCCGAGGGGCUGGCCCGUGACGAUGCCCGCACAGAGUUCGUGGCCUUGCUGACGAGCGGCCCGGAGCCAUGGCACCCCACAUCCAGCGCGGUGGCCAAGGCUCGCUUCACCCUGCUGCGCUCCUACCUGCUCUUCUCCAUCAGCUACGAGCGGCUGGGGCGGCCAAGCCGGGUGCGUUUCAGUGACCCCGAGGGCAACGUGCUGUUUGAACACCCCGUGCAGAAGAGCGCUGCCCCUGAGGAUGGCAUGCUCUGCGGGAUGUGGAGGACGGUGUCCAAAGCCAACAUCCAGCUGCUGCGGGGGGAGCAGCUCCGUGUGUCCCUCGUCACCCGGGCGCAGCCCUCAGGAGAGGUCCAUGGGCACAUCCUCAAGCACCGGGCACUCUUCGCAGAGACGUUCGGUGCCAUCCUGACCUCGUCGGACCCCACGCACCUGGGUGCUGGGGGCAUGGCCAUGCUGACGCUGAGCGACACCGAGAACAACCUGCACUUCAUCCUCAUGGCCCGAGGGCUGCUGGAGCCCAGCGCCAGGGAAUCCCUCUGGGUCCCGCUGCGGGUCCGCAUCCUGCACCAGGGCCAGAUGCUGCGGGAGGUCCGCGCCAACAUCACUGUGGAGGACCCUGACUUCGCGGAGGUGCUGAGCGAGCUGUCUGCCCGCGAGCUGCAGUGGCUGGUGCAGGGGCAGCUCCGCAUCGUGGCCGAGACGGAGGGCCGGCACGCACGCCAGCUGGCGGGCACCAUCACCACCCGCCGCAGCUGUGACACCAUCCAAAGUGUGCUGUGUGGAGCGGACGCCUUGCUGCCAACCAAGACGGGGGCUGUGGGCUCGGCCAAGUUGACACUUCAUGAGAAUGGCACCCUGGAGUACCAGGUGCAGGUGGUGGGCACCGCCAGCGAGGUGGUGGGCAUCACGCUGGAGACCAAACCCCGGCGGAAGAGCAAGAGGAACAUCCUGUUUGACAUGACACCCAGCUACAAGGACGGGCUGGCCUGGGGUACCUGGCAGAGCCCCAGCGCCCGCGAUGCCCACAUGCUGCUGCAGAACGAGCUGUUCCUCAAUGUGGCCACCAAGGACUGGGCAGAGGGCGAGCUGCGGGGCCAGGUCAUCUCCCUGCCCUACAGCGGGCUGCUCGCCCGCUACACAGAGAUGCCCGUGGCCCUGGCAGGGCAGCUGGUGUCCCCCCCGGUG
This is a messenger RNA of Gymnogyps californianus (California condor), 1332 nucleotides long. RefSeq names its product chordin (gene CHRD). Lineage: Eukaryota; Metazoa; Chordata; Aves; Accipitriformes; Cathartidae. The record is from RefSeq and is a predicted model, not a curated record. The annotation marks the transcript as partial. The transcript is spliced from 11 exons.